This is a messenger RNA of Pseudo-nitzschia multistriata, 1650 nucleotides long. Lineage: Eukaryota; Bacillariophyta; Bacillariophyceae; Bacillariales; Bacillariaceae. The record is from the annotation of a GenBank genome assembly.
AGUGACCGUUGACCACUGCCAACUCGUUCGGCAGCCUAUUUUGCCAUUGCAAAUGCAAUCUGUAUUCGUCCCAUGUCAUCGCCGAUGCAUUUGACAACAGCGUCCACUGUCACGUUGACGCUUUAUUCCGAUUGGCAUUUUUGCAGCGGUUGUGGUUUUCCCCGGGCGAAAGACGGCAAAACUGCAGGAAAGUGCGCCGAAAGAGAAACCGUUAACGAUGUCGCGACGAAGCAGGAAGGAGCUGAACAACGGCGUGUUUGCCAGAAGAAGCUCUCGAUUUGUCGGAGGUGCAAAACCGCCGCAUACCACGACUCUGAAUGCCAAAGGAUUCACUGGAAAAGGGGGCACCGCUACGACUGCAACAAACUGGCCAAAGCCAUUCAGCCGCUCAAGGAUAUCAUUGCUUCCUUCGAGCACCACCGCGACGUGACACGCGGUAAUCGUCGACCGCAACGUUAUUGGUGGGAUCUUCUCGAUCCACGAGAUGCGGCAUAUUCCAAUCGGUUGUGGAAGGAAAGCGCGGUGAGGUGGAAUCGUUACGGAGAAUAUCUAGAGGCGAUGGAGGGCUUCCAAACAGCGCUAGCACAAACAGGGAAGAUGUGGAACGAUCACUCAGUAACAAUUGCAAACAACGCUCACGAUACCAGCCACUUGGAGAAAACUCAAGACGACAAAAGGUCCCUUUCGUCGUCCCCCGUCCAGGAUGGCGACGAUGGCACCGACGAUGACAAUUCAUCGAUUUCCAGCGGCAUUCACCUGGCUCGGAAGCUUCUAUUCUGCGCCUACUGCGAAGCCGAUGGGAAUCAGAUCCAAUCUGCUCGAUCGAGACUGGCGCAGUGCGUAUCAAUACUAUUGGAAGGUUGUUGUUCUUCGUCUUUGUUGUCGCCCUCCGACCCCAAUAAUCGAGAGCUACAGAAGCGGCAACAACUACAGAAGACCAUCAAUCCCCUUCUGGAUGACGCAUGGAUGGAACUCAUGCUGAGCUACGAGGAGGAAAAAUCCCCCGAAGUCCGGAGGAUCGCUCGUCAUGUGGCGCACAUGGCUAUUCAGAGCAGUCGGAGGCCUGGGAGCCUUUAUCGUUGCGAAUGGAAGGACCCUCUUCAACGCCCUGGCUAUAUGGCUGUAUUGGGCACAAUUUGCGAUAGGAAUGGAACAAAAUUACACCCAUUCCAGUCUUCGGUCAUGAUGCAGCCCUAUAUACCCCCCGAAGCGCAUCCUUCUUGGUGUGAAACUCUCGAGUCGAACUGGGAAACAAUUGCGAAGGAAUUGUCGGAACUAGUCGCCGCGGGGAAAGCAUCCUCGAAGCAGCGGUGGGCUGCCGUAGGAUCUGGAGAUCGUGGAUCUGGGGGCGACGAUCAUCGCGUGGUAUCGGCGUAGGUUGACGGCCCACCUCGGCCUGGUCAUUCCAGACGAGGAAGCUGGAGAGUGCAAGAUUCGUGUCAAGAACGAAUGGCACCGCUGGGAAACAGGAAAGGUCAUGCUCUUUGACGAUUCUUACGAGCACGAAAUUCGAAACGACACAGAUCAAGUUCGAAUCGUAUUGCUCCUUCGCCUUUGGCAUCCUCUGCUGUCUCCUGAUCGACGGCAGAAAGAAUUGAUGGAAGCCCGGCGCCGGAAGGAGUUGGCCGUCAGUAAACGAUACCACCCUUC